Messenger RNA from Leptosomus discolor (cuckoo roller), 1412 nucleotides. The record is from RefSeq and is a predicted model, not a curated record. Lineage: Eukaryota; Metazoa; Chordata; Aves; Leptosomiformes; Leptosomidae.
AUGACUACCUCCUUCCUGCAGUUUACUGAAGAAAAGUUGGGCCAGGCCGAGAAGACUGAACUAGAUGCCCACUUCGAAAACCUUCUGGCCAGGGCAGACUGCACAAAGAACUGGACAGAGAAGAUCUUGCGUCAGACUGAAGUUCUGCUACAGCCAAACCCUAGUGCCAGAGUAGAAGAAUUCCUCUAUGAGAAGCUUGACCGGAAGGUGCCUUCCCGGGUCACCAACGGGGAGCUGCUGGCACAGUACAUGACAGAAGCAGCUAAUGACUUUGGGCCAGGGACACCUUACGGGAAGACCUUGAUAAAAGUUGGAGAGACUCAAAGGCGCUUAGGUGCAGCAGAACGAGACUUCAUCCACUGUGCCUCCCUCAACUUCCUGACCCCACUGCGCAACUUCCUGGAAGGGGAUUGGCGAACCAUAUCUAAAGAGCGGAGGAUCCUGCAGAACCGCCGCCUGGAUCUGGAUGCCUGCAAAGCCCGGUUGAAGAAAGCCAAAGCUGCUGAGGCAAAAGCAGCGGCAGAACACGAGCUACGGCUCACGCAGACCGAGUUUGAUCGACAGGCAGAGGUGACACGUCUCCUGCUGGAGGGGAUCAGCAGCACACAUGUGAAUCACCUUCGCUGCCUCCACGAGUUUGUGGAGUCCCAGACCAACUACUAUGCUCAGUGUUACCAAUACAUGCUGGACCUGCAGAAGCAACUGGGCAGAUUUUCAGGCACAUUCGUGGGCAAUGCAGAAUCCACAUCUCCUCCCGCAGCUGCUACCUCUCCUCCAGCUGUUGCUGCUGCCACCCUCCCUGCUGUGCCUACUAUUCCAGUGGUGCCCACGAUUGGUGGGGUGCCUAACACCGUGGCGGAGAGCGUACUGAACCCAAAUGAAGUGAAGCCUCCUGCUAGUGGGACGCGGAAGGCCAGAGUCCUCUACGAUUACGAAGCAGCUGACAGCACUGAGCUGGCCCUUCUUGCAGAUGAGAUGAUCACUGUGUACAGCCUGCCGGGCAUGGAUCCAGACUGGCUCAUAGGGGAAAGAGGGAACCAGAAAGGGAAAGUUCCUGUCACUUACUUGGAACUGUUAAGUUAAAUGUCUCCAGGAAGAAGAAUGUACAAGCAGAAUGCGCCCCUCAUCUCCUGGCACUUCUAAUGCGGAUUUCUUCAUCUGAGACCAUUGCUCUCUUCGGGGUUGACACUCCAUUGCUAAUAUGGGAAUUGUGGGAAAGAAGUGGUAAAGCUGUUACAGUAAGGUUUUGGGAAAGGGCUGAUGGCACCCGAGACUGAAUUCGUUAACUACCAGUGCAGCCUGCUUUGAGGUUAGUCUUGAUGGUGCAAGAUUCCUUGAUGACUUUUUUUUUCUACCCUCCCCUCAUCUUGUUUCUCACAGUGGCUUUCCCAGGGCCAGCAAGCUGUCUCCCU